CUCGUACAUGCAAGGCUGUCCGGUUAAUUUCCGAUUUCCAAUAAUUGCAUUUCAGUUUUGAAAUAAACGGCUGUUAUCAGAAUCAUGCUGAAGACAUCAAAACCUGUACUGCAUACGAAUCAUAAAAACCUGUCGCAUUGUGAAGGCUACUUCGUGCGACAGCAGAGGAACAUUGUAUUAAUUUUUAAAGUUUGUUUUCGUUAUUAAUCAAAUUAUGAUUGCAUUCCUAAAACCUAAAAAGUAAUUUGUUUAGUAAAACGGAAUUAUUUUGAGGAUAUUGCUCGUAUUAUUGCUUUAAGUGUGUUCUGAUCUGACAGGAUGAAUUAUUCUAAUUUCUGAGCAUUGCCACGUCAUAAACUAACUUAAAUUUAUUCGAUCUCCCUUCUUCAAUUUUAAAGACUGUGAUCGUGAUCCUGUUAUGGGGAGAACUGGCUUUGCAAAACUGCCAACAAAGGCUCUUUUGUUUGUCAACAUGGUGAUACUGAUGAAUAUACUAAUCCACGUCAAUAUUAAUACAAAGAAGGACAUCAUUUUACUUAAAAAUGAAAAAUCUGAAACCACACAAAAUGAAGACGACAAAGAUAAGGGAUGUUGGAAUUUGAAACUGAGAGAAGAAAUGGGGAAUAAUUUGUACAAUUGUAAAAAGGGCCAAGAGCCAAUCAACAGAGGGGCUUUAAUGGAUACACUGGAUGAAUUCAGACAAGUGUACGACACGAGACCCUUUAACAAUAAGCAUGGCACGGCAAUUAUGCACCAGUUUGCACUAUGGUCGUUAAUACGACAUCUAGACCCUUUGUUCAUCAUAGAAAGCGGUGUCAAUACUGGCCUUGGAACCUGGCUUUUACGACAAGCCGCCCCAAAAGCGAAACUCAUUAUGCUCGACCCCCAGGAUCUCUUGAAAUUUCGAGAUGCCGAGGAUGAUAGUGUGUAUUUUAUCGGUCCCGAAUUUAAAGAUUUCGCCAGCAUCAACUGGGAAACCCUCAUAGAUGACAAGGAACGUACAGUUGUAUUCAUUGACGAUCAUCAAUCACAUUUUAAAAGAAUUAUACAAGCUCUCGAUUUGGGAUUCAAACAUUUAAUUUUUGACGAUAAUCCAUACAUAGGAGGGGAUUUGUAUUCAGUUAGACAGGCGUGUGAUGCAAGACGCUGUAUUGAAGACAGUCUUGGAAUAUCGGAAGGAUUUUCCAUUAAUUUGAAAGAUGAUUUCGGAAGAAGCAUGGAAACCGUAAGUGAAGAGAAGGCUCUAGAAAUGGCUGAGUUCUUAUUUGAUCAAAUAGACGUUUAUUUCGAGUUUCCGCCCAUAUGGGUAGCAAAUGUUGAUUAUCAUUUCAAAAGGUACUACAGCGUUUUGAAUAUCACGAGAUCUUCAUGGGGCCAGAUAAAUCCAGCGCCUUUACUGGAAGGAAGGGAUGCAGAUGAUUUCAAGGAAAGAUUCCAAUACAAACUCACGCGCUUUGACGAUUCAUAUGAAAACAUAUGUUAUGUGAAACUCAAACAUAAGGGAUGAACGAACUAUUAACAAUAUUGUAUAAUAACUAGAAAUGCUCUUUCUAUCUGAAUUUACCUUUGAAUUGAUCUUUUAAAUUAAAGUGAAAUCCCCGGCGAAAUCAUAUCGUUGAGUUGGUAUUUCAACAGCGAACAAAAAGCUAGGUUGCUGAAUUGUUCUUUAACUGUUUUAAUUGUAUGACAAUGAAUCAAAUCCUCCAUCCAAUUUAAUUUUGGUAUUUGGCAAAAUUACCCGGUCAUAGGCAAACACCAAACUAAAAGGUUUAAUAAGUUCGUAUUUGCUUAAUCAACA
This is a messenger RNA of Owenia fusiformis, 1798 nucleotides long. NCBI's taxonomy places the organism in Eukaryota, Metazoa, Annelida, Polychaeta, Sabellida, Oweniidae. The record is from the annotation of a GenBank genome assembly.